This is a messenger RNA of Xyrauchen texanus (razorback sucker), 3370 nucleotides long. Its product is annotated as hypoxia-inducible factor 1-alpha-like. NCBI's taxonomy places the organism in Eukaryota, Metazoa, Chordata, Actinopteri, Cypriniformes, Catostomidae. The record is from RefSeq and is a predicted model, not a curated record. The transcript has 15 exons. Gene Ontology annotation, biological process: cellular response to hypoxia; regulation of transcription by RNA polymerase II. Gene Ontology annotation, molecular function: DNA-binding transcription factor activity, RNA polymerase II-specific; protein dimerization activity; RNA polymerase II transcription regulatory region sequence-specific DNA binding. Bases 109 to 2010 code for a protein of 633 amino acids.
CUUUUUUAGACCUGACUGACACAAACAACCAGUAGACGAGAGUUUAUUCUACAGGCGAUUCAAAGAUUGGAGAUACUAUAUUCGGUUUGCAGCGAUUUCAGUGGGGCAAUGGUGAACUCUUCGGGUAAAGGGCCCAGUUUGGAGCAGAGGAAGGUGCGUUCGCGAGAUGCUGCGCGCUGUAGGAGGAGUCAGGAAACGGAGGUGUUCUAUGAGCUGGCCCAUUCUUUACCCCUGCCACGACGUAUCGCCUCCCACCUGGACAAAGCUGCCAUCAUGAGGUUGACUCUCAGCUAUCUGCAAAUGAACCGCCUGAUCCAUUCCGCAGGUUCUACCAAAACACUAUCUCACGAGGAAACCGAAAAUCCCACUGAUGGGUUUUAUCAGCAGGCAUUAGCUGGUUUUGUUAUGGUGAUGACCGAGGAAGGGGACAUGGUCUUCCUCUCAGAGACCGUCAACAAAUAUAUUGGCAUAACACAGCUGGAGCUGCUAGGACAGAGUGUGUAUGAGUUUGUUCAUCCCUGUGAUCAAGAAGAAUUGCGAGACAUCCUCACCACUAGACCAGGGCUUUCAAAGAAAAAGGCUGAAAAGUUGACCGGACAUAAUUUCUUCCUUCGUAUGAAGAGCACUCUCACGCACACAGGAAGAACCGUUAAUAUCAAGUCUGCCACCUGGAAGGUCCUUCAUUGCACAGGACAUUUACAGACUCUCAGCAGUGAGGAUGAGAGUUCGCCGUCUGGUGGCAGCUUCCUUACAUUGCUGUGCGAGCCCAUUCCCCACCCCUCCAGUGUUGAGUUCCCGCUAGAUAGCAGCACAUUCCUCACACGCCAUAAUAUGGACCUGACUUUCACACAGUGCGAUGGCCGAUUCACUGAGCUUGUUGGAUAUGAACCAGAUGAUCUGAUUGGCCGGUCAGCCUAUGAGUUUUACCACGCCCUUGAUUUUGAUCAUGUGACCAGGAGUUUACACAUCUUGUUCUCCAAAGGCCAGGUGUGCACCAGUCACUACCGCUUCCUGGCUAAGAAUGGAGGGUUCGUCUGGACCGAGACCCAAGCCACUGUCCUCUACAAUAGCAGAACUUCUAAGCCUGAAGCUGUGGUCUGCCUCAACUUUAUUCUCAGUGGAGUGGAACAGGCAGAUGUCGUGUUCUCAUUAGAACAGACCAGUGAUAAACCAAAGCCCAAAACUGUGAAGCAGAGCUUGUUUGAAGAAGAGGACUUGGACAAGGAGGUGAGCAGUACUGCUAAGCUCUUCCUCCAGAUGAAGAAGAAUCCCGAGGAAUUACUGCAGCUGGCACCUCACUCUGGAGACACCAUCAUUUCCCUGAAAGAGGAUGUGGAUUUGUCAUUUGGCUGUCCAACUAGUCCCAACAGUAUCCCAGAAUGCCCUCAGGACUUCUGUACACCUGAACUCCACCAGCUCCUUUCUCCAAUAUUCGACAAACCUUCCAAUUCCCCACCUGCUGCGAGCCCUGCUGAAGAGCUGCCUAUGGAGAUGGAUGGGGUGGAGAAGUUCUUCGCCCUUAAACCUGAGGAAAGCAUAACGAUGAAAGGCCAGACAGAGAAUAUGGAUGAACUUGAUCUGGAAAUGCUGGCUCCAUAUAUCUCCAUGGAUGAUGACUUCCAGUUGACCUUCCUGCCCCAGUGUCCUGAGACCAUUACAUCUUCUUCAGAAAUUCUAACUUAUACUUCAAGGAAACGAUGUCUAGAAGAUAAAGAAGAUGAUGACAUUCCUGUUCUGGCUGCCAAGGUGGAGAAGAGAGAGAUGAGUAGCUCCAUAGAGAAACAGCUUUUGCUCAGCCACACCUUGCUGAAUGGCCUGUCCGAUAGUGAUGGUUCAGAAGAGUUUGAGUCGCCACCUCAAAAGCGAAGUCAGCUUUUGACCGACAGAGACCCUUUGCUGGGGGCAGCUCAGGCUUUGUGUGAUACAGCAGCGCUAAUGAGAAACACCUGUUUGUCACGCCCACCUGAUUUAUUGAGGCCAGUUGCUGAGAUCAUGUCAUCCCUUACUUGAGGAGGAGACGAUACAGAUUACCACACAGCUUUCAGCGAGUAUAAUGACUGGUAACUGGGAGGAAAAUGAAUAAUCCACAUACUCUUCAAACUCAACAUGUGUCAGUGUAACAUGUAUAACAUAAAGUGAUGAUUUACACACAAAGAUAAUUGGCCUAAAUAUUCUGUAUACUAUAUACUCAUACUUUUUUUUUUUCUUAGCUGAUUCUUUAGCAAAAAGUGUAGUUGAAAUGGACCCUUGUUUGUAACCUAAUAGAAUUAGAGUAACGUAGUCAAAUAAAACUUUUGGGUAUGGGAUCUGCCCCAUCCUCGGCAGAGAUCUUGAUUUUAGAAUGGACAUAGUUAGAGGUUAGCAACUUUUCUAAACAUAAUUUUGGUGCUUUGAUCACCAUUUGUCUUCAGCCGUUAGGUUUGAAUUCGUCCAAAGCACAAAUGCGGCCAAAGGAGUUUGAAAUAAAUCGAAGAUAAACUGGUCAGGAUAUGUUAGGAAUAGAGUAAACGCACUGUACCACACUUAGCCUUAAUCGAAAUCUAUAAUUCUAGAAAUCUUCAAGCAUAACCUAACUUCACUGUAAGUUUAUCUGAAAGAUUUUACUAGACAAUCCUCUACCAACUCAUUUCUUUAAAAAAUGAGUGGUUCUGUCUGUUAGAAUUAUGGGUGCGAGUGGAAAAGGGCUUAUUAUAAGUGAAUGUAAUCAUGCUCUCACGUUAAUGGAUAUAUCACUGAGGCCAUAGCUGACAAACGCAACAAAUUCUCUCAGUGACAUUUUUUUAUAUAGCAUUUUAUAUUCUUGUAAGUGACUCUAUACUUGGGUCUUUUGGUGUUCAAUUAUAAAUAUUAAUGUUUUCUGUUCUUGUUUCACUUUGAAUUACUUCUGUAAUGGUUUUCAAAGUAGCUGUGGUGGUUAUGCUGAAAGCCUUGUCUCAUGUCUUUUGAAUCCUACAGUGACAUGCUAACAUGGCAGCUGUAUUGAUCAAUCGAUUAAAAGGAUUGCAGUAAAUGAUCAUCAUUGUCUCUAAAUUUUGAUCUUGUUUGUUGAUAUUACAGUCUGUUUCAAGAUCAACUUUUUUGGAACAUUUAAGGAACAUUAUUUUUAAAUGGUGACAAAGGACUAGUUGUGGUGCUUUUCAGUUGACUGUGAAUCAAAUAUGUUCCCCUGAUGUCUGUAAGUAGUACAGAUGUGAUUCAAGGAGCCUUAUUCAAAUGGUGUUACGUUAAAAAAAAAACUCAUGCCUUUCUCAAAUGGCUAACCAUUCUUUGAGUACUCCAUAGACUUUCUGUAUAUUACCUUGUGUAUUUUUGAAUGUAUUUCCUAUGUACCUUGUAUUGACUGAUACAGAAAUAAAACAUGGUAAAUGUA